Molecule: messenger RNA, 9879 nt
Organism: Cygnus olor (mute swan)
Lineage: Eukaryota; Metazoa; Chordata; Aves; Anseriformes; Anatidae
Gene: ZFYVE19
Product: zinc finger FYVE-type containing 19
Exons: 12
Coding region: 400-1656 (418 amino acids)
Biological process (GO): abscission; mitotic cytokinesis checkpoint signaling
Cellular component (GO): centrosome; cleavage furrow; midbody
Molecular function (GO): phosphatidylinositol-3-phosphate binding; metal ion binding
Source: RefSeq, a predicted model, not a curated record
GUACCAACUACAGCUCCUGUGCUGGGGGGAGCAAGGCAGCGGCCUACAAUGCCCUCAGGUGGCGGCCAUACGCAGCGCCGCCCCGGCUCCGGGCAGGGGAAGGGGCAGGGAAAUGGAGUCUCUGACAGCAGGGCGCCACGGACUACAAGUGCCACAGUGCACCGCGCAGCAGGUAGCCGCAGGUUGCUCCCGGCAGGCUCCGUGCGCUACCCUGGGUAAUGUAGUUUAUCCGUUGAGAGGCCCCUUGCAAGCCGGAGGCGGGGCUGGCGGCUCGAAGGACUACAACUCCCAUCAGGCCGUGUGCCGCUGCGGGGCAGGAGGGCUGCUCCUGCGGCCGGUCACCGCCGAUAGUCGCGAUUUGGGUGUCGUAGGGGGACGGCGGGGCCGGGUCUGUGCGCCAUGGACAGCCGGUGCUACGGGUGUGCGCGCAAGUUCGGCGUCUUCAAGAAGGAGUGCGGCUGUGCGAGCUGCGGCCGGGCCUUCUGCUCCAGCUGCCUCAGCUUCAGCGCCGCCGUGCCCCGCUGUGGAGGUGGCCAGCAGAAGGUGUGCAAGCAGUGCCACGGAAAGCUCACGGGACAGGAACCUCAGAACAGUUCAGCAAAAUGGUCGCCACCAGAAAACUACAAAAAGCGUGUAGCAGCUUUUGAGGCUAAGCAAAUGAAAGGAAAACAGAAGGCAGCUCCCAAAUCCCCAGGUCAAGCUGACUCCAGAUACCGGGGGCUCUCAAAAGAGGAUAGAGCUAUUGCAGAGAGACUGCAGAAGCUCAGAGAGGAAAGGAAACCCAAGUCCAUCCCUUCUCAGGCUGAGAUCGAAGCUAGGUUUGCUGCACUGAAGGAGGAUUACCGGGGACCUGUUCCAUCCAUGCAGGAAAUGGAGGACCGGUUGGCUGUCCUGCAAGGGAGACGUCCUCCUUCCCAGGCUCCCAGACCAGUGCAUCGACCCCCUGAUACCAGAAGUCUGACGCAGCAAACAGAUGACCUGUUAACUCAGCUGGCUGAGGAAGUUGCCAUUGAUGAGCAUUACAGUCCAGGAGCCCAGCCUCAAGCUGCUGGUAGCCAAAACUUGAAUGACCUCAAUCGGGAAAGUGAAGAUUAUGCUUGCCAUGCAAGUCUGGACCCAAAACAGCUAGAGGAAGAGAAGAAUAAACUUCUGGCAGAGGCUGCUGCUGAGUUGCGAGAUGAAAACACUAGGCAGGAAAAGAUCUUACAAAUUGCAAAGAGAUUGGCAGUGCUCAGAGGUCAGGACCCAGAGAAAGUUACUUUGGAAUCUUAUAAGCUUCCUGACAGUGAUGAAGAAUUGGAUGAGGAGGAAGCCAUUCGGAGAGUGCUAAAACAGCUCACAGAGGAAGUGGCCCUGGAUGAAGCAAGUGGAUUCAACAUUCCUCCAGAUCAGACCACCCAGCCAGGACCCUCACAACAGACCCUGUAUAAGAAAACAAAGCAAAAGAGCCAGACUCCAACCAACACAGCUCUUACCAAGACAGAUGACAGUGACGAGGAUGAAUUACCCUGGUGCUGUAUCUGCAACGAAGAUGCUACUUUGCGUUGCCAUGGCUGCGAUGGGGAUCUCUACUGCCAGCGCUGUUUUCGGGAAGGCCACGAUGAGUUUGACCUGAAGGACCACCACACUUCCCGCUAUCAUCUUCCUCGCAAGUAGAGGUGAUCACAUUCUUCAUGGGCAGAAAAGGAGAUAGAGAACGGGAAGAGAGGGAGUCGGCCAGAGGGGAAGACUCCAACUGGAUUUGCAGCCAAAAUGGGUGAUGUUUUGGACAGUAAAAGGAUGUGCUGUAAUCUGAGAGAGGCUUGGAGGGCGUGUAUCGUUGUCCUCACAAACACAACCAGAAAAGUGCUGGGUUUGCCAUGCCUGUUUGGGUUAAAUAAGGACUUGAUGUGAGGAGGUGGAUAUGCAUCUAUAUAUUUAUAGAUAAAGUAAGGCGAUGUGGGUAGCAGUAAAGAUGUACGGUUAAGGCAGUGCUGGCUGAUAAGUAACUUCCUGCUUUUGCUAACUUACACAUUGGUUCACAAGGCAGCAAAGCACUUUGCACUAAGAAACUGUCUACAUCGUGGUCAUGUGUGAUGAGAACUUCCAAAACAUAAUAAAAACUACUUACAGAGGCCUGCGUUUAAAGUCUCAACUGGGAAUGCUUGAUAGUUCUUCACAAAGUGUCACCCUCCUGUGAUAUCUCAGUCCUUCUGUCAAGCGGCUCAGGGGAAGAUAGUAAGGAUCAUGAAGUCACAAAAAGUGUUUCUGUGGUGUUGCUGGGAAGGUACAGAGGAGUUAUGGUUACUCUGCCUUGAUGAGCAGUGUUGCUCCUGUACUUGAAAUGAAGGAUGCUUUGUAAAGGUAAUCUGCUACAAAUGCGCUGCAUUGUGAUCUGCAGUGACAGUGCCUAAAUUCCACAUUAUCUGUUAGCAUGUUAGUCUGGAAGAGUUGUGUGUUAAUAUUAAGGUGGGGCUUGGCUCUAUUGGUCCCCUGAUAGAAUAAAGAUGCUACUUGUAUGAUGCUGUUUAUCUGGCUAUGAGAGAAACUCAGUUUAGUUUCCUUAUAUCCCUCCUUGGAGAUAGGUCAGAUGCACGUGACACAUGCCAGUGGCUACAGCACCCAGAAUUGCUUGAAAUACCUGACUAAACUUUCCUGAAGUCAGCUGUAAUUGGUAUGAGCUCUUCCCAGGACUAUAAUGUGACUUCUGAGACAGCUGUCUAAGGUUGACAAAUUCUAGGAGUGUCAAAAAAAAAUUAAAAAAAAAAAAAAAUCAAGGAUUUGCCUUUGACAGAGUUUCCAGUGAAUCUUGCCUGUCUGGUUUGACAUCGCCACUCCCAGCUGUCUGCCCUGCCCUGUGCUGAAGGUCACUGCUUCUGUAGGUGAGAUGACAAAACAGUAUUUGCCUGCACUUCAGCCACCCCUGCUCAGAGCACUGUAAAUACCUUAAACUACCUCUGAAGGUGGGCUUAUGUUGGGCUGGAUCAGGUGCUUCAGUAGUAACCCAUGCCAGACAAUGUGGAAUAGUAAUACUGCAGGUUGACCCAGCAAGAAUUGCUGGUGUGUAUGUCAGCACUGUCAAAACCCUUUGUUAGGAAAGGGUAGCAAAACCUGACUCUUGUGGAGGAUGUUCUUUCCCCUAAGAGUCCUUGCUUCAAAAGUGCCUGUCUGUCUGUCCUCCCAAAGUGACAGGAAAACUACUGAAUUCUGAUGCAAGAGUUUACAAUGAGUCCUGUGUUACACAAGAUUUAAGUAGAUAGUUACUUACCUGAGGGGUUUGCAGUCUUAAAAAUGAAAACAAAAUGCAGUUCUAGCUUUGUAUUGUUGUGGGAAUGAUGCUUCAUUUUUAUUUAACCAGGAUAAUUAGUCUGUCUAAAAAUUCUGUCUUAGAUUUAGGCAAAACACAAAGUAUUUAACCUGUAUAGAAGAAGAUGCAAAUACCUGGCCUUAUAUCCCAUCUAAGGCUGAUCCACUCCCUUGGGCUUCAGCGUGGGUCCCCCAGCUUUUGUUUCAUCAGCAACAACAGAACUUUGAGCUCCUUGUGCAGUUAGGCAGCCUCAGUCCUGUGAACCCUGCCCUGUGCACAACAGUAGUAAAGCAGCAGUUUACAGCCUGAAGCAGCUUAUUUAAUUUCCUGGAUUUAUUUCUGUGGGUUCAUCCCAAGAAAUCCAGAAAUGCACCCAACCCAGUACCUGAAAUAGAACUUAGUCAUACGUGGAAGACUCUCUUCAGUCAUACACACGCAUGCUGACUCUUUCGCUGCACUAAUGGACACUUUUGUGGCUGCUGAGCUUUCUGCAUGUAAUUGGCCAUUUUAAUGGCAGCCUAAUCACUUUCCCCUUGAAAAGCCAUUCCCACUGUAGCCCUCUUGUCCCUCUUACGUGGAGCUCACUGAGACACGAGCUGUCUCAGUCAGCUGUCUGCAGGCAGCAAACCUAGCUGAAUCUGUCAUCAUGAAAGAGGAAUGUUGUGUGACCUUUAACUGGGCACAGUUACCUAGUAAAGGUACUGGGUACUUUCCUUCUAUCUUUGUAGCAUGCCAUGAGGGCACAAGAAGAUUUUCUUUUAUUCUCAAAAUGUUUUGUAUGUGAACUAUCAAAAGUAGGUUCCUCCCCAACAAGAACUCAAAGUAAUGAUAACAAAUGAAGUUGAACUCAAACUAGCUUACAAAGGGAGGUCUCAGUUAAGCUUCAUUAACUUGCAAUUGCUGUAGUUCGUGAACAUGCACAUUGUCUUAACUGCUGUAACAAGUGUGAAAUGUAGCAGGCUGAAUAUUUUUAAAGGGAAUGUAAGUGUUGCUCAUAAUAAAAGAAAAUUGAUUUGAAGGUUAUAUUGUACACCUUCAUAAGCCUUCAAUUAGAAAAGCACAUGAACUUUCACGCGUUCUGAGUUAUAUUGAUAUAAUCAAGAGGGCAAAGUUUCCUUUAAGAAACCUUCUCAAACAGUCUCCAUAUACUAAAUAUUACAGCCUUAUGCUAGUGAUGAGAAACAGCAAAUAUAACUGGAAGCUGUUUGUAAGCAAAAUGUAGUUCAGUCUGUCCUUAUGGGUUAAGCGGAGAGUAGCCAAAAAGUAAAUAAAAGCAAGUUUGACUUAUUACUUUUGAGAAUCAAUUUUAAAAGUUUUUGCACCAGAGCCGAGAAAUCAGCUAGCACUGGCCACAUCUUGCUUUGUUCCCUGUUAUCACAUUGUGCUUGUCUUGAGUGCUCUUUUGUGCUGCAGUGAUGUUCUUAUGUACCAGAAAUAACUGCAUGUCACAGGGGCCACAGCUUACUCUUUAUGCUACUUGAAGAGGACGUAUAAAGACAACUUCUCUCAAGCAGUGUUUCAAAAGCCUGUUUGUUUUUGCUUUUUUUUUCCCUGGGUUCUAACAAUAUCUGUGUACUUAUAGCUAAAAAUGCUUUUAGCAUCAUUCCAAAUUGAGUGGGUACAGAAAAAUGUGCAGCAUGGAGAAAAGUCUCUCUCAGGCCAGAGUGGCACUUCAGGUCUUGGUGCUGUCACAGAUCAGCAGAAAAAACCAAAGCUAUCUUGGUAGACUGUGUCAUUAAUCUGGACACCUGUGGACUUCUGUGCUGUGGCUAAUUACAGCUAUAGUUUAGGACUCUUAGCUCGUGGUCUGUCCACCUGGGUCUUCCACCUGAACUUCUGUUCGAACCUAGUUUGUGAUGUUAAGAGUAAUUAGAGCUCUUUGCCAGUAUGCUACUUUCCUUUCUUGAGAGCUGUGAUACGUAAGUGUUAGCAGGUGUAAAUCCAUGAGCAAUGCCAGAUCUACAGCAGGUACAGAUGUGAACUGAUUUUUUCUGUUGUUAUUUUACUUACAAAUUGGAGAUUUCAGGAGGGCAGGCAUGUCCUCGUGGCCCCUUACUAAGCCAAGGAGGGCACUUGCCCGUGGACCUGAUACAGUAAACCUGGUGGAUGAGGCUUAGAGCCUCUGGGAGCAGCAGCCUUAGGACAAGUGUGAGCUGCAUGGCUUGACAACUCAAGAAUAGCGUGUAAAGAGAAGCAAGCCCUUACAUCACCAUUUUUACAGCAGCAAGGAUUUUGUCCUUGCUGAGAGAUGCACGUAGCUCACAUCUUGUUCACUGACACUUCUGCUGAAAAAUAGGAGGGAUGCAGAAGGUAAUAGUCAUCACUGUUAUUGAUGAUGAUUAAGAAGCUAAUGUAUUUAAGAUAUUAUUAGUCCAGCCCGAGUCAUUGUUUGUUUUAGUUAACCUUCCUGUCCCUUUUCUUGCAGAGUUGGCCCCUUUGUCCCUUCUUGUCUGACAGAAUAUGUACUCAAAAGCUAGCUUUGAACAUACUGGUAUGUAGGAGCCCCUCUGGAUGCAACUCAGCAACUCAUCCCUUGCGUUUGAGUGGCAGUCAUGAGAGUGUAGGGGCAGGACAUAACGUGAGACUGAUCUGCCUAGCCAGACAUCCUCCAUUUGCUGUCUUAUUUCCUUGCCAUAUGUGUCAAGUUACAGACUUGCUGAGAAGUUGGAUGUAGUUUUCUCUGUAUUUUUCCAGCCACACAUUAGUUACAGCCAGAAGAGUGUGUGCAGCAAGUCAGUGUCCUACUUCACUUCUCAUUUGGGAGACCUACCUGUCUGCCAAAGACUCGCUCUGCAAUUCUCCCUGCAGGGAAAUUAGAAGCAGGUAUGUUUUCAGUUCAAUUUUUCCUUAGUGUCUAAAAAAAAAAAAAGAGCAAAAUCAAGCAGCACAUAGCUGAUUUUCUCUGUUUUAAUAUACAAAAUAAGCAUUUUUAAUGUCUUUUUAAAUGAGGAGAAAAUCAUUCCCAGGCCUUCAGAAGACACUUAUAAAUCAUCAAGUCCAAAUUCCACAAAGAGGAAACACAAUCUCUUCCAUUAGCCUUAGCAGCUGUUUCACCAACUUCCCCUUAAGUAUUGACCAGAUGCACUUGGCGGUUUUCCUUCAAUCCUACUGUAUAUUUUCUGUCCAACCUUUGUGAAUGACAGAGGCUUAAUAAGACAAAGUAUGUUCAAUGCUGUAGAGUUAGGUGUAGUAGUAACAGGAGAUCACAGUCAGGUCCCAGCCGGACUUGAAAGAGGGUGCAGCUUCACAGUAACUGAUUUUCCGUGUUGAUGAAUGAGUGAUAACCAAUGCCUUGUUUUCCUUGCAGUGGGUGGAAGAAGUUCUGAUGAGCUGCUGAGAAUUGUAUUCAGUGCUCCACAGCCAGCAUGGAAAUUCCCAGAAGAAACUAAAAGAACGAUGUCUUGUCUUGUCCCCAAGGUUAAAAUACCAUUUAAAAAACAGGCGAAUAUGCAACUUAGCUCCCUGCUGUGCACGUACAUGUGGAAGGAGUGGAAACUUCAAACCACUGGUACAAAGUUCACAAACUUGGUGAUGUGUCUCAAUAACAGCUCUACUGCUUCCUGUUGCCACCAUAACCUCCUGCCCACUUCUGCUGCCUUCCCCAUGUAGGGCAAAGCAAGCCGUCCCUCUUGUUGUUUCCUUGUUCAACCUGUAAAGCUCCAUGUUGUGGACUGCAAACCACGCUGAAGCUGUGCCAAUUCUAGAAGGAAGUGGCUGGCAGAGAAGGGGGUGGAACAGAACACAUGUAGGACUAAUGAUAACCUGGAGCAGGAGUUGAGGACUGGAAGACCAGAUAGAUGAGCAGUUAAUGGAGAUAAAUCCCAACUGCUUUGCUGACACAGCCAAGGACUAUGAACCAAACCGGACCAUCUGGUUAUUCCAAGCAGAAGUCAAAGUGACUAGUGCAAACUUUACCAUCUUCACGGCAAGUAACAUCAUUGUAAAGGACUGUGCAGCUUUUCUUCACCCAAAGAGGACAGAUGCAUAUCAUUGUAAUUAGGCAAGGUCACCAGAGGUAUUGCAACUUGCUAUAUUUUGUACUCUGUGAAAGCCCAGCUUCCUCACUCUAGUGAUCAGAGUUUGUCUGCCACAGCAUGCUCUGGAGGUAAAUGCCUAGGAUUGUACCUUUGUAUUCAGUCCCUUCAGAAGAAAUGAGUUUGUUUCAUCUGUCUACUUUCUGGGAAUAGGCUGCUGUGAUCUUUCAAGGGGACUGGAUUCAAGAUUACAAGGGUGAAAGUAUAUACUUUUGCCACUGAGGCAGCAAUAUCCAGUUGUAGUUAUCAAGAAGCAUACUCUCAGCAAGACACUUUCACGGUUGCUGAAUCAUUAGAGCAAACUAUUUUCAGUUAUAUCUCUGGGAAAGUGGAGUUCUUGCCCAAGAUCUGAAGCUUAGACACACUGAAAACCAUUUCCCUAUUGCCAGCCUUGUCUGCCAGACCCAUGUUAGGAGACUAUCCACGAUGCUCGUUAGUUUAAUUUUGAUGGGAGUAAUGCAUCCAUGUCAUUUUCUGCAUGUUCAUCACUGUACAGCUACAUAUAAAGGCUGGACAAGACAUUUAGUAACACCUGAGCACAAUAUUCAUGUACAAAGCACAUGACUGAAGCAGGAGUAGCGGACCUUAUUUUGCACACAGCAGUAUGCAGCAAAGGUAAUUGCUAUGUGAUGCACACGCUACUCUGCAGAGUACUAGGCUGUGCUCCUUUGAAUGCUGUGAAUUCUUUAACUCCCUAACUCAAACCAGGACCUGUAAAGAUCAUGAGGUGGAGGUGAAGCAUGUGUUAAACUGACCUAAAGGGCCACUGCUAAACAAUUAUCUGCCCAGUCCAAUCUCAGGGCCAUCCUACAUUCUUGUCAUUCAUACACUAGAGUGUUUUAAGCUAAAAAUGAAUGUAAUUAAUGGCAUGCAAGAUGCUUAUAUGAACUGUCUAUACCUUUUCCACACUGAGAACCAAGUAGCAACUCAGCCUGGUCACCUCAGGAUGUCAAAAUAUGGAAUGAACUUUGGCUGCACAGCAAAAUCAUUCAUCUGCUCCGCUGCUCAACCUUCAGCUCAGCUAUGUAGAGCUGAACAUAUUUUUAUAACAUAUCAGAACAAAUGUACUAAUACCUCCCAUUGGAAAGUAAAUAUGCAGUAUCAUGUUAGGCAAAGUAACAUCCUGGCUAUUCAUCCAAGUAGCAACAAACAUACUCUUAGAGCACAGCAUAAUAUAUACAUUGAUGGUGCUUCACUCACCUCUGUUGGGCUAGAGCAUUCAUGGAGGAUUUCCUAAAAGACAAGGAGGAGUCAUUUUAGAGUUUUAUAAAUUGACCCUUCCCUCAAGCUACAAAAAGGACAUACAAUCUUACUGUACUUGACAGGGUAAAAGGCACAGGGAAGCAGCAUGUAACACAGGAUGCAUGUGUUCUGCAGCCCAAACACCACUGCUAUAUUGUAUUAUGACAGCAGUCCCUAACUGAAAGCCACCAAGUCCCUCUAUCUAACCUGUAGUUUUAGUUUCUGUUCUUCAUUAGGGACCUCCAGGAGAUCUUCAAGAUCAAUUUCGGGUCCAUGAACUUGUGCCUCCGUUUUCUCUCUCAGCUAAAAAGAAAAAAAAUACACAGUUAAUAAACCUUUAAGCUUUUAAGAACUCUAGAGGCCAUUUUGGGAGAACUGAGCGGCUGAGAAGUAGCUAGUUACGAUAGAACUAUGCUGCAAAGUUGAGGUCAAGAAAUAAAUCAUCUCAAAAUAAGGAGGUUCUUGCAAAGAGGGCAUGUAUUCCACAGCCCCUCUGUGGUGUCUGCUACAGCCACACAUCUUGAUUCAUCAUCUGCUCCCAUCUCAACCCUUGAUGGCUGCUCAGGGAUCAUGGGCCAUGAUGGGAACCAAGGGGUGUUCCACCUCUUCAAGAAUAUUCAACAUCAAUUGCCAACUGCAAUGCGAUGUAACCCAGCUUGGGACAACCCACUUCUAUGAAGCGUAUGCACAGGUGUUCACCAAACAGAAGUCUGGCAGGCUUAAUGUUAAAGAGGCACUACUAAUAUAAGGAGACUUUAAGCUUUUUAGCCCCGUACAUUUGUGAGAAUUAAGAUUGUGUUUUUGCAGUGGAAAAUUCCACUAACCUUGCAUAUUCAAAAGUGAUUGUACAGGCAUAGUAACAGUGGCAUAACAGUGGGGAGCACGUUAAGCAGAUAAGGGGACAGUGGAAGGUCCCACUGUCUCAAAAUAAGGGGGAUAGCUAAGAAAAACAAGACAAGCAGUAUGAAAUCAGUAAAAACAAAAAAUCAUGGUUCUAAGGUUGGUCAAAUGAAAUUGUACGUAUAUAGUAUAGUAACAAGCAUCGAGUAGGUUGUGAACCUGUAGUACUCAGCCAACGAGGAAACGGGAGGAAUCAAGCAUUGGGUAAUAGGGAAUAAAAGGUUAUGAUAAACUUUUGCCACCCGCUCCUGCUUGCAGGACGCCCGCCAUUGCAAUCGCGAAUAGAAUGCUGCUUUGCUGAGAUCCUCGCCUGAGCCUAUGUUAUUGGCUACAAAUUGUGUCUCACACAUUCACAUGGUUGGUAUUUAUACUAAGGAUUUCUGCAGUCAUAAAGAAACAACUCUGCUUUUGAAAAGC